Messenger RNA from Closterium sp. Yama58-4, 585 nucleotides. The record is from the annotation of a GenBank genome assembly. NCBI's taxonomy places the organism in Eukaryota, Viridiplantae, Streptophyta, Zygnematophyceae, Desmidiales, Closteriaceae.
AUGGGCAGCAGCCGCCGCCGACCUGCAGCAGCUGCCGCCGCCGAGCCUGCAGCAGCAGCCGCCGCUCGACCUGCAGCAGCUGCCGCCGCCGAGCUUGCAGCAGCAGCCGCCGCUCGACCUACAGCAGCUGCAGCAGCCGAGCCUGCAGCAGCAGCCGCCGCCGACCCUGCAGCAGCAGCCGCCGCCGAGCCUACAGCAGCGGCCGCCGCCGACCCUGCAGCAGCAGCCGCCGCUCGACCUGCAGCAGCUGCCGCCGCCGAGCCUGCAGCAGCAGCCGCCGCUCGACCUGCAGCAGCUGCCGCCGCCGAGCUUGCAGCAGCAGCCGCCGCUCGACCUGCAGCAGCUGCAGCAGCCGAGCCUGCAGCAGCAGCCGCCACCGAGCCUACAGCAGCGGCCGCCGCCGACCCUACAGCAGCAGCCGCCGCUCGACCUGCAGCAGCUGCCGCCGCCGAGCCUACAGCAGCGGCCGCCACAGACCCUGCAGCAGCUGCCGCGGAGCUCCCUGCUACGACCUGGCCCCGCCCCGCUGUUGCAGCGGCCACGCUGUCGCCACUGUCUUGCGCCCGCCGCACCAACCACUGGUGA